This is a messenger RNA of Diorhabda sublineata, 2372 nucleotides long. RefSeq lists its product as uncharacterized. The coding region runs from base 90 to 1463 and encodes 457 amino acids. The transcript has 11 exons. The record is from RefSeq and is a predicted model, not a curated record. NCBI's taxonomy places the organism in Eukaryota, Metazoa, Arthropoda, Insecta, Coleoptera, Chrysomelidae.
GUCGAAGAGUGUAGUAGUGCCACGGUUCGGGUAAUACACAGGGAAGAAGAAAAAAUACGCGUGUUUUAGUGACAGCUGAUUAUUACAUCAUGCAAUAUUUUUCGGCGUCUUUGAUGAUCCUUAUUUAUUUGACCUCACAGAGAAGUUUCGUAGAUACUGCUCCCGCAAAAUUCUCCGAAAAUGUAGCAAGAGAAGAUAAUCUAUCACAAGUGGACAAAAACGUCAAAGAGCUUGAAAGUUUGAAGCAGUCUUUUGGUAAACUUGGGAAAACACUAGAUUUGAUUAAAUCUCAAUCAUCGGAAUUAACGAACUUGAAUGGAGAAAAGCAAUUACACUCUGAAACAAAGGAAGAAAUACAACAAGAUGGUCAAACUGUCGCGAAAGUAAGUCAAAAUGUGGAAACGUUGUAUGAGAAAAACAAACCGAGGACCAAAAUUAAAACGCAAUUAGAUGUUCCAGUACAAGGCGUCCAUAAAACAAUUUUGCAGUCGCUUCCAGAAGAUGAUCCAAAAAAGGUUGAAAUGAGACGUUCCAGCUCCAAUCUUAAUCUAUUAACAGACGUCGACAAAGGUGAUACAAAUGCGGGAAUUCGAUAUUCUCCACUGGAUGUUGCAAAAUAUAUAUUUUGGACGGGAGAUGAAAAGGGAGUGACUUCAUCUAUCGAAGAGUUUUUACGAGAAGAUAUAAUGACAGGAGAGGAAGCUUUAACAUUUUUACAAGAAGUUAAAUACAAUUUAGAUAAAUUGAAAAAUCGAUACAUUCAAAUGGGAUUAAGUUCUCUACAAAAUUCAAAGGUAAAAUUUCAGAUCACGGACGACCAACCAUUGCAAUUGGGUCUUAAUACAAAGCUAACAGUAUAUGAUAAGCCGGAAUUGAGAAGUGAUUUCAAUAUCAAACAACUUCGGAAGGAAAUUGACAACUCUCAGACAGUAUCUCGAAGUAAUAUUGAUUCUUCUCAAUCAGCUAAAACCACCGAAGAAGACUACGAUGAGCUGUUGGAACGUCUCAGAGUAGCUGAUUUCCUCUACACUGAAUACUCCUUGGAAGAUGUUAUAUACCAGUUAGCUAAAGUAAUGUUCACACAAAGUUUAACAAGAGGAAGCGCUGAAGCUCAACAGGCACUACAAAAAUUCACCAACUUUUUAGAAGCUGAAGCUGAACAGGGUCAUAUAACCAGAGCAUUAGAGAAAAAAGUGCUCGAUAUAUUAAUUGCAUCAUUAUCCGACACUUUGAACGAACAUCCAGAGCUUUUAAUAGAUGCCCGUAAUAGUAUGGGACCAUCGGCAACACCUGAUCAAGGUCAUAAUUUCAUCAGAAAAGUGUUGAAAUCAAAUCUAGAAAACACAAGUUUACUAGACCUAUAUGAAUACAAAGAAAAUGCAAAAAAUAAACUGUUGGAGCAGAAGAAAAACAAAUUCCCAAAUUAUUUGCAAUUUGAUUUCUCUAAAUACAAGUUGACUUAAAGCCUUCACAGUAAAACAUGUAAACACGUAUUUGUAAAAUGAAUUGUAAUAAGUGAAAUUGGCUUUAUUCUCUUUAUUUAAACACUUGACUAUUUUAAAGAGUCUUCAGCAACUGUACCUAAUUAUAAUAAUAACAGAUCAACGUUCUCUUAAGGCAGAAUUGUUCGAUAAGAAGCAGAAUUUCAAAUUAAUCAUAAAUAUAACCCAAACAUUCCAGCUGGUGGCUUCAAAUUUAACAAUAAACGUGACUAGUACACACUGGAAUUAAUUAUAUAGAAUCUAUACUGGGUAGAUAUUAAACCCGAGAUUCAGUAACUAAAUGGAUAUAAAUAGUGCAUUGUAAGUUUUCUUAUUUCAAAAGUAACAAAUGUAUUAAUGAAAUAAUUAGAUUUCUAGACAUCUUAUAAACUUUCUCCAGUCAUUAAAUGGGAAAUAUACCAGUUAGAUAUUCAAUUUAAAAUAUGAUCAAAUUGCAUUAAUAUAUCAAAAAGGAAUUAAAGAAAUUUAUAAUAUAAUAAGUGGGAAUACCAUAGUACACCAUAAAUUAAAAACUUCAUAGCUUCAUAGAUACACACCUUUAAUAGGGUUAUGUAGAAAUGAGACGCAAAUACUGGAUUGGAGUCUAUUGUUUCUUCUGUCAAUCGAAUAUAUUUUCUUAUUCCUUUUUUUUAUAAAAAAUAAAGCAGAGUCGCUAAAAAAAAUGAUGAUUUGAAAAAUGUGAAACUAAAGCUGUGAGUAGGUAAGUUUAUUAUUAAAAAUAAUGGAUUAUUAAAUACUGAAGAUCUUAAUUGCCAUAGUUUUUCCAAAGUUAGUUCAAAUAGACAAUUGUAUCAGAAGUACCUAAUAAUUCGCUUCCAAGCGACACCGACCCCUAAAAUUCACAUUACAAAUAUAUAUUGCUCUAAGCCA